CCCGACCCCAUCUCCGCCCCCAAAACUCCGCUCCACCCCUUCGACAUAGCGACAGCAACAAUCACCGCACAAACCUCGAUCCAGCACAGACAACCGGCACGAUGAGUUCGCCGUUCAGCAUCAACGGCGGCGCAUGCGUAGCAAUGGUCGGGAAAGACUGCGUAGCCAUCGCCUGUGAUCUGCGCCUGGGACUCCAAGCUCUCACAGUCUCCAACAACUUCCCCAAAAUCUUCCCUUUCGGCAGCUCCACCUACCUAGGGCUGACUGGACUCGCCACAGACGUCUCCACGGUCUCCGAACUGUUCCGUUACAAAGUCAACAUGUACCGUCUACGAGAGGAGAGAGAUAUCAGCCCGAGAACAUUCGCGAACCUGGUCUCGAGCAGUUUGUAUGAAAAGAGAUUUGGCCCUUGGUUCAUCUCUCCUGUUGUGGCUGGACUGGACAGUAAGACGGGGAAACCGUUUAUCUGUGGCUUCGACUCCAUUGGCUGCAUCGAUUUCGCAAAAGACUUCAUCGUUGCGGGAACCGCCUCGGACCAACUCUUCGGAACAUGCGAAGGUCUGUGGGAGCCGGAUCUCGGGCCUGAGGAUCUCUUUGAGACCAUGUCACAAGCUCUGUUGAGUGCUGUGGAUCGUGAUGCACUGAGUGGUUGGGGCGCACAUGUCUACAUCAUUGAGAAGGACAAGGUGACGAAGAGACUGUUGAAGGGACGACAGGACUAGACGCAAGGCUUUCCACCAGGGCGUUGGCGAGCAUGAUGACGGAGAAGAAGGCGACAUGAUGAAGAGAGCGCGACAGCAUUGCUUCGCGCCCCUGUAUGAUAGCAAGAGCAAGGCGUCGAAAGCGGCCUACAAAUGCUGAGAUGCAGUUUGUAUAGGCAUGAGCGGAAGCUCGGACGAAAUGAUACCAAUGCAGACAUAUUCCCGACUCCCGGACAUCGAAGUCGAGGCCAUCAGCAGCUUGUCCAGUUUCUGGGUACACAUCUGUGAAAUUCAUUUCUCAUAGGUCGCGAAAUACCUCUGGUACAUAUUUACAAGCUGCCUCGCAACAACAGUGAGAGCCUAGGUAUCGUGAC
Messenger RNA from Sphaerulina musiva SO2202, 1075 nucleotides. RefSeq names its product N-terminal nucleophile aminohydrolase. The coding region runs from base 102 to 722 and encodes 206 amino acids. Gene Ontology annotation, cellular component: proteasome core complex; proteasome core complex, beta-subunit complex. The record is from RefSeq and is a predicted model, not a curated record. The transcript is spliced from 3 exons. Gene Ontology annotation, biological process: proteasome-mediated ubiquitin-dependent protein catabolic process. Lineage: Eukaryota; Fungi; Ascomycota; Dothideomycetes; Mycosphaerellales; Mycosphaerellaceae.